This is a messenger RNA of Anastrepha ludens (Mexican fruit fly), 3200 nucleotides long. RefSeq lists its product as uncharacterized. NCBI's taxonomy places the organism in Eukaryota, Metazoa, Arthropoda, Insecta, Diptera, Tephritidae. The record is from RefSeq and is a predicted model, not a curated record. The transcript has 5 exons. Bases 627 to 3200 code for a protein of 857 amino acids.
GGACAUAUAAUUAUUAUUUUUUAGCUCUAAAUUUUUUGUAGUAUUAGUGAACUUAUAACUAUAUUAUUGGAAGAAUUUGUACUGGGCAACUGCUAUUGUUUCUGUCGUUUUAUAUACUUAAAACGGCCAAAGCUUGUUUGACGCUGGAUAUUCGAAUAACGAAAAUAAGAAAAGUUCUUUGCUUUAGAAUACAAAAUUAUGCCAUCAAAUGACAUGAUAGGUGGAUUUCUGCCAGCAAUCGAAACCGUUAUAGAUUCCACGUAUGCAUUCCCGGGCUUUUGCACUGAUGAUGUGCAACAGAAUUUGUGGGUGAGACAAAUCAAUCAUAUGUGCUGACAAGUGGAUAUUAUCGCUCAGAAUAUUGGAAACAGUUGAAAGCUCCCCAUACAUCUCUUAUUUUUUUAUUUUGUUAUUUGGGCUUAUAAUAAUAAUAAACAACAAUGUGGAACUGCAGCAAAAAAUUGUUAACUAAAAUGGGCUUCUAAAACAUUAAAAAAAUAUAAAGUAUACAUGAAUAAUAAUAGUUACAACAAAAGAACACAGCGAAGGACUUGGAUUAAAGUAUUUAUAUUGAAGUCUGGAUAUAUUCUGAAUCGGCUAGCUGUUUCAGCUGCUUUGCUUUUAAUAUGGAUGCUAAGAAAGAUGCCGCAAUACCUCAAACAAGUGGCACUACAUUGCGACGACCGGCUCAGUUUGUGAAGAAACGCUCUGGCUCACUGGUCGAUGCACUUGAUGAGCUACACCGUGAGAUCUAUGAUAAGCCCUCAACACCGGUUUCAGCGCCAAAAACAUCGAUUCCCAGAGCUUGGGUGACACAGGUGACGCCUUUGGAUGUUGGUGCGAAGUUGCCUACAUUAGCGGUGACAGCUUCAUCGUCCCAACCUGCCCGACGGCGUCCAACAAUCAAGGAGAAGGAGAAAAAACGAGAGCGAUGGCUUCUUACUAGGAAAACGUGGAAAUAUAUGACUGAUGCUGGUCGUAAGUUGAUUCCAGAUGGAGCACAAAACCGCAAGGAAGAUAUACCAAAGAUCGAAGUGCAUUUCCAGCAGACGUGUUCUAAUGAGCCUCGUUUUAUAUUAUGGCCUCGCAAAUCAUCUUAUCCAGGCGCCGUGCGCAACUCCAAGCGCCGAAUAAAACACUUUCUGCAGCAUACUGGACAGAAAGGACCGCUUACUAAUAAUGCUUUGAAACAGGAACAGGCUGACAAUGCUGACCUAGUUAUUGGUCUGCUACAGUCUUAUUUGAAGCUUGAUGAGGUUUGUAAAACUACCACAUUACUUAGCUCGAAGACGAUACGUCCAGAUCAGACAGCCUCCCCAAGCGCGCAACGCCCGGGUAGACUACGGAGACUCCCUAUAAACAUCGACAAUAUAACUUCAAGAGGACCUGGUUUUUUAACGACUACUCAGCGUCCGAAAGAUCUACAAGAGUUAAACGAAAUUGAUCAAUUACUGGAGCAGUUACGUAUACUGUCUUGCAGUUCAAAAGUGUAUGCAUUCACUAUACCCCCAGAGAGCAUUACGCCUGCUAUUCUCGAAGAUAAAGGUUUAUUAAAACAAAUAUAUAAUUUACUUAAAAAACAACAGCUACAUCGUCUUUUAAGUAAACAUUCCACCUCGUCACCGAAGGGUGCACCAUCACAACUUGAGCACUCAUCAUCAUUGUCUAGUCUGCUACAUUUUGGUGCUGGUGCCUCUGAUACCGGCAGAUUUGGAAACAAAGAAAGAUGUCAUGUUAUAUCCACCGCAGCUCCCAUGAAAGGUCAGAUCCCUUUGGUGACAACGACAUCUGAAACUAUAAAAACAACAAGUGGCACUAUACCCAAAAUACCAUUGCGCAGCGUCAGAAAAGAUCCCAGUUGGGGAGCAAUAUCUCCUAUAGCCACGCCUCGGCAGCGAAAGCCGCCAAGUUCGCUGCAUAUACCAGGUUUAUAUAGCGAUAAUAAAAAUAGUCCACCCUUAUGUCGUACUAAGCCGCUGUUGGUUGAAAAACAUUUUAACUGUUGUGGUUCUCAAACGAAUUUCGUGUCAUUGCAAGAGAUAAAACGGCUAGCAGAAGAAUAUAAACAGCGUAAACGGGAGGAAAUAACGCUAAAUGCUUCAUCGAUUACGACGCCUGCCGCUACCGAUGAUGAAGCAGAGAAAGGUGGGUCAACGACACUGUGCAGAACUCAACACCAUAGCCGCAAGGGCUCUAUUGAUAACGAAGAUAUAUCGCAGUCGGUCAGUGAUACAAUUAAACGAUACUUACGUAUGGCCCGAAGAAAAAGUGUUCAUGAUGAUGAUGCCAAUCGUUUUAAACGUGUUAACUAUGAUCGAAAUUUGCGAAACAUAAAAGCCAAAGGCGAAAUUAACCCCCCUGGCAUGGAUGAAGGAAAUUCGAAAGCUGUGCAAACAUUGGACGCAUGGCCGCUGAUAUCUUUGGAUUUUAUUCGUGGCAACGAAAAAUCUGGUAUUUUAGAGGCUGCACAUAUCGAGUGGCGGAGAGCACUCGAGGAACGAAUGCAAAAGAAGCUUGAAUAUGAACAGAACUUAAAUUUACAGACUGGUGCUUGCGAUAGUACAUCUAUAGCUAGAGACAUAGAACCGUCCGUAUCGAGUUGUAAUUCAUCAUCGGCACCAACUUCGCCUAUAUCCAACGAAACUGUGCAUGCAAGUAAGCAUUUAAGCAGUGGAGUUAGUGGGCUUCGAUUAGUCGGAUCACAGUUUUUAUCCAAUUUAUGGCAUGGUGCAAGUAGUGGUGCUUCAUCAGCUUUUCAUGAUGAUGACCCUGGUAGCAGCCAUCAUGUUAGUGCUAGCUUAUUAAAAUUUCAUCGAAAUGGAAAGAGCAAUCAAAAUACUGGAAACAAUGAUUCUUCUCCGAAGAAUGUAAGUUUGGGCGCAGUAAUGCAAAAAUCCAAAUCAUCGUCCAAUGUUGGGCAGUUCGUCACCAGAAAGAUACUUAAAAGGCGUUCGAAAAGUCAAUCUCGAUCCAGCACCCAAACUCCAUUUUCGAAAUGGGAGCCAGCGGAGAAUUUCACUUGGGCCUCGGAGAAUGGAGAUCGUUUAUUGAUACAAGAUUCUUGUUUACAAAAUCUCACCGACAUCGAAGCAAAAAUCUUGCGGCGUGUUGCAUUAGAAAAGAUAAGUGAGCUAAAUAUUGGAGCCAAUGUUUUAUUAGGUAAGUGCAAUGGUAAAUGCAAGGUUAGGGGUUUAACAUGA